CGUUUCUAGGGUCGGAUGAGGGCGGUGGGCUGACAGGCCGGGGCGGGAACCUGUUACUGAAUGAGGACGGGCCAGGCCAGGCCGCGUUUAAUCCGCGUCGUGGGAGUCGGCAGAGGCGGCAGGCGGGGAAGGCGAGACGACAGGCGGAUUGACUGAGCAGACGGAUGGACUCCAUGGCUCGGCGUGGGCUCCUCGAAGGCAGUAGCGCCAAGAGCUCCUCCGCCGCCACGCAUAGCGGCGCUGGGCUCCCCUGAGAGGCGCCGAGCCGCCUGAGGGGAGGGACUCGCUCUCGCCUGGCAGGCCGGAGGAGCGGGGCGCCUGCGAGGGGCCUCUGGCUCUCCUUUUCUCCCUCAGGGGCGCGCCAGGGAUUGGAGUCGGCGGCUGCGCCUCUGCCUCUAUGAUGAAGUUCAAGCCGAACCAGACGCGGACCUACGACCGGGAGGGCUUUAAGAAGCGAGCGGCGUGCUUGUGUUUCCGCAGCGAGAGGGAGGACGAGGUUCUGCUAGUAAGCAGCAGCCGGUAUCCAGAUCAGUGGAUUGUUCCAGGUGGAGGAAUGGAACCAGAAGAAGAACCAGGUGGUGCUGCAGUCAGAGAGGUCUAUGAAGAGGCUGGAGUAAAAGGAAAACUAGGCAGAUUGCUGGGAAUAUUUGAGCAGAAUCAAGACCGGAAGCAUAGAACUUAUGUUUAUGUUCUUACAGUGACUGAAAUCCUGGAAGAUUGGGAAGAUUCAGUUAAUAUAGGCAGGAAAAGAGAGUGGUUUAAAGUUGAGGAUGCUAUCAAGGUCCUUCAGUGUCACAAGCCUGUACAUGCAGAGUACUUGGAAAAACUGAAAUUAGGGUGUUCACCAACCAAUGGAAAUUCUGUGGUUUCUUCCCAUCCUGACAACAGUUCUCUUUAUGUCACUUCUACACAGACUUCUGGGCUGCCCUCUACUGUAAGAUAAAAUCUGAAUUACUUUCUUGUAUGCCAUCACAAGGAGAAAUGUCUUUUGGUGGUAAUGUGCUCUGUUUAUAGUCAUCAAAAUCCUGAGUGUGAAUACUUUGUAUGUUCAGACCUGUUUUUCUUUUUUUAGCAGUGUAUAAUAUUUAAUAAGCCAAAGCCAUACGGGGAAUUAAAGAUGCCUUAAAUGGCCCUUUAAAGUAAAAUAUAGAUAUCUUAAAUACCUGGUAAAAAUAAGAGUGAAUUUGUAAUUUGGCUUUUGAGUAUAGCUUAAUUUUUCUUCCUUGUACAUUUCCUGAAAAUCAAACUUGUUUGAAGAGACUUUACUUUAGUAUAGCUAUUAUUAUUAUUAUUUCCCUACUUCAACAUGGUUAGCUGGAGGAGUAAAGUGGCAGUGGAAAUCAACAGCAAGUGCCUUCUAUUUCAGGAAGACUCCUCCUCCCCAGUAUUUCACAUGAAGAUCUUAACUAUAGUAGUGCCAGCUGGACUCUUUGCCAAAGCCUUCGUACUGCUCUUGCUUACAGUAUUUAGCCAAACAGCCAGAUUCCUGCAGUGCACACACACCAAACCUUUUUAAAACCUGCUUGCCUUCCUCUUGCUCAAGUCCAUGUUGGCUUCCUUUGCUAUUCCAAUAGGUAUUAAUUUACUGGUGGAGAUAUAUCCCUUCUUUUUCCAGAAUCUGUACAUUGGAUCAGUACUGGAAGGAUAACUACUUGAGCAUUAAGGAGAGAAACACAAAUUGCCAGCCCUAUUUUAAUCUCUGCUACUAAAACAGGGGCAUACAGAUUCUCUAAAUUAUACAAACUUUAGUUCAUUUACACUGAAUUUCCCUUUCUCCCUAAAGUCAGAACUGCAGCUGAGGUAAAGAAACUACCUCUAUCAUGAAGACUGUCUCUUCUCAUUCUUUCUAUGUAAAAUAAGCCCACUGUAAAUAAUCCAACUGGUGUAAAGUGGAAAGUAAAUGUAAAUACUAUGUUGCUCACAAAACUAGGUUAUCACCUAGGGCUCUAGUGUCUUACAAGCUACAUAACAGGCAGAAAGUUAUCACUGUAUCUUUGCCCAAGGAAUUUCUGCUGAAAAUAGUUGUUAAAGGCACAGAAGCCCUGUUGGAGAUGAAGGUGGCAACCCUACACGACCUUCAACAUUGUUUAAAAUGCUGCUAUCCAUGUGCUGUUACAGUUUUUAAGGAAAAUGAUGGUGCCAUUAGCUUUCCCUCUAGAAAAACUGGGAAUAUAAAUAUUGUGCCAUAUCAAUGCAUCUGAGCAAGGAACAUCAGUCAUGAGUAUUACUUUUAAGAGCUAAAAUUACAAGUAGACUGGAAAGUCUGCCACAGGAUAGAACUUCCAUUCACAUUUGAAGAAAUAGUGUCACCUGGAACAGCAGGCUGUUUUGUGUUUAAAGCGCCUUUUCCAUAUUCUGCUUCAUGUAAGUCAGAAGAAUAUUAAUAGUGUAGACUAUUGGCAGACCCAUCAAUGUAAAAUCUCACACUAAAUCAUCUUGGGGAAAAUACCUGGUUCCCAACAAGUAUGCAUUUUCCAGACAGUAGGUCAGCAUUCUAAGUUGGCAGAGUCCUACCUUCUCAUGUAUUUGUCAGUUAACUCUUUAAACACACUGAAACAUCACAUGGUAAAAAAAUGAGAAAUGUUUAUUCUUUACAAUGACAAGAGUGAAAAGCAUAUUGAACGGGUUUAUGGUUCCUGCAACUGCUUUCAUCUGUAGUUUUUACUUUUGAAACUUAUGAGCUGCAUACUGGUAAUGCAUGAUUAUUUUGGUUUCUUACACUAUGUAUUGUGUAAAAUUUGUACAGCUGUCAAUACUAACAAAAUCAGAGGUGAUGGCUUAUAAAUAUUCCAGAUUGCUGUGCCAUAUACAGUUAGAUAUAUUGGUGUAAAGACCUUCAGUCUAUGCAACUUAUGAAGAAGCCCCUUGCUAAAACUGACUUGCAAAAUCUGUCUUGCAGAGUGAUACACUGGAAUGUCAAAAAUCCAUCUUUGUUACACUUCAUUAAUAGACAUAGCCAAAUCCAAUCAUUUAGAAGAGUAGGUUGUACAACAUGCUUGUCAAAGAUGACAGCUAUGAUGCUUUCUGCCAAAAUUAAACCAUAGUCAUAUAGUUCCAAUGAGAAGCUCAGAUUUGACAAAAUGGGAAGAGAUUCGAAAGUACAUUUUGAAAUUUUUUGUGGCAUCAGGAACCGGGACAUAAGUUCCUUCUAAGUGGCCUUUGAAUCUGUGCCUGACUUCACAUGCAUAGAGAUAAGAAUUGAUUUGGAUCAUGUACAAUGCACAAAUCCAUGUUUUAGACUCAGUAAGACAUGGGUUGUGAAGUCAUUAUCAGGCAAGCAUAGACUCAGUGUAAUGGAAGCAUGUUACUGUGAACAUUUAAAAUUGGGAACAUGCCAUUAAAAAUACUGCAAGAGCAUUUACAUAAGUAAUAGAGGCUAUUAAAAGUGAAACUUCCAUCCUGGAUGGUUACCAGAAUUAUUGUCAGUGUUGGAAAUAAUUGCUCAACAUGCUUCUGAGAAGUAAAAUUUUUUGAAGGAAAACUACAAUUUAAGUUGUAAACAUUUUGAACUGUCUGCAUGGCUUUCUUUUAAAGACUGGUGUAAGAAUUUUGAUUUUUUUAUAUCUGAAAUGAACCUCCAAAAUAAAAAUUGAAACAACCUAUAGCUGUUGGUUCUUCAUAUAGCUCAUCUUCUUGAAUCUAGGUGAUCUGGAAGCAAUCCUUUCACCUGCUUUCACCCAUUAGUAGUUUUACAUCUUAGUGCAAGAGUUUGAUGCCCUUCUCACACAGUGUGUUAUAGUGGUUACAGGAUGCUAGUAUUAAGAAGUUUCUGGAAAGCUUAUAAAAAACCAGUUGUGCUUAUUCAGCCUUCCAGUCAUCUAGGCAUUUCCUGUACUUCUUUUUUAGUUCAGAGCUUGAAGAUAGGGAUAGCAGGCAUAUAGAGUUGGAGAGGAUUUUAAAGAACUGCUCCAGAAUUGUAAGGGAUGACACAAUAGGUUGAGUAGUAACAUAGCCAGUGGUAGAAAGCAAUAUAACUUUUAUUGACAGCCAAGCCUAAGUAGAACACCCAAGUAUUAACAAGCUUUUUGCAUACUAACCUGUGCAAUGGGGGGAAAAAACUUUCUACACUACAAUGUCAUUGUCUGAACCAAGCAGAAUUUACGUCCUUUGAUGCUAUCUUUCCUGUGCUUUCUGAGUAACUUACAGUGGAAGGAAAUAAAGUUGUUAAUGACCUAUUCUAUCUUGUUAUGGAGGUGAUGGAAGAAACUCGAGACCUAGUCCAAGUUCUUUGUAAGGACCAAAAUUUCUAGGUGUAAGACAGCACAAUUCCUUGUAAAUAACUGUGCUGCUCAUUGGUACUUCAAACUUUCAGUUGGGGUGUGUGUGUGUAUAGCAUUGACUCCCAUCCCUAGGUGGGCAACAGACAUGUAAAAUUGUGUUUACCCUGCCACACAUCACAUAGUGUCUUACAGCUUUUGCUGUAAGAGAUGUAUCUUAAACCAUCAGCCAAUGAGCGUUUUGGAUACUUCACUUAAGUUUUUGUCAUUAAAUUGUAGUCUUGGUUAUAACUGGAUCUUAGUGCAACUGCUGAUAUAUUUUAUUCAGGUGUAAUAGGGAGAAAGGAAGGAACAGGGCUAGGUCAGCAGUGUGAGAAGGGGAGGUGAAGGUGCCAUUCCUUCCACACCACUUGCUGCUGGAGCUGUGGUGCAUUUUCAUAUCCCCACUGGGAAGUUGUAAGGUCAACACCAAGUUCAGUUUAGAACUGCUACUGGGUGUUCAAGAACUACUGAACCAUCUUACUGAGACUUCUAACACCAGUAUUUAAGGGGAAAGUAGGUUUAAACUAUGACAACUAAUUGUUUGAGAAAAUAUUUUCCUGCUAAAAAUUACAAUGAAACAUUUCGAAUUAUAUAGCUGGUUUUCUUAGAGGAGUAAAAGCAAAGUUCUAUGAAACUUAAUAUCUACUGAUGAUUCUUGCACGUACAGAACUUAAAAUAUACUAAGAAAUUGCUUCUUUCCUCACAGUGUGUUCUGUCCUUUUACAAAAGCACUGCUUAUAGCAAUUAUUUGUUUAAUACUUAGUAAUUAUUUUUCCUUCUGUGUAUUGCAUAACACUCACUUUACAGUCUAGAUAAAAGAUUAGUCAUGCUGAACAAUGUUCAAUUAGUCUUAUUGAGUAGAUUAAUAUAAUCAUUUGGCAAUAGCCACCCAUGCAAAGAUAACAUUGCCAAAGUCACUGCUGGUUGUAAGUCAUAGAUUACCUCUGCAAGUAGUAAAUAUGUGAUAGAGAUUUAGGGAUGAAACACUGGAGAAGCUGGUAUCUAGUUCUUUACAACACACUUUAAAAUAUUUAUCUUGGUUAUUACAGAGCAGGAUAAAAAUGUACUAAAUAAUAUAACACUCUAAGGUUGAUCAGUGGUAUCCUAUUGCAGAUGGGGUGGUAAUACUUGCUUAAGAGCACCUCCCCCAAUAAGUUCAGGCUGAGCCUUCUUUAACCAUGGACUUUUCCACUUUCAGUCUUGUACCAGGCCUCAGAUUAUACACAGCACAUACACCAAAUGUCAUGACAUUAUAAUUGAAUUUGUACGUUUGCUAUAAGACCGUUUCUUAACAAUGGCUUGCAUCUGGAAUGGUAUUUCUGUUCUCAUAAGGGAGAAGGGCUCUGAUUCCUGCUUGCUAUGUUUCCAACCUAGCCAGAUUACAAGGUGCCCCCCCUCCCCCAAAUUCUUGGGAGGAGCUUUUCAGGGAUAUAAUGGGCAGCAGGAGCUCACAGUCCACUGAUUCCAAGCCAACCUGUGAGUGUUGUAUGAAGACAAAAACAAUCACAUCAAUUUAAAUCAUAGGUCAAAUGCAGGGCUCAUUUGGAGGGGGAACGCACCGGAACGCAGUUCCGGCAGUUCCCCCAAAAGGUCACUGUCAGGUGGCCCUGCCCACCUGGUUUUUGGCCAUUUGGGGCGGGGGAACCCUUCCUUGCCCAGCACUGACCCGAUCCCGGCCAUUUUGGCCCCAAUGGGCCCAAAAUUGCCAUUUUGGACUCAUUUCCACCAUGACUGGGGCCGAAACGGCUGGGAUCGGGGGCCAUUUUGGCCUGGAUUGGGCCAAAAUGGCCCUGAUCAGGCCACUGCCAGGUGGGGGAACACUCCCCCAUCUGGCAGCAACCGAAUCCCAGCCAUUUUGGGCCCAAUCAAAUCAAUUAUGCUAAUGACACACUUCCGGUGAUGGCAAGGGAUGUGGCAUAUGCUAAUGAGUUCCUGCAGCACUUUUUCUAUGAAAUGACCCCUGGUCAAAUGUAUGAACAGAACUAAAGAAUUCUUCUGUGCAAUAGGUCAAAAUUUCUGCAACCUAUGCAAAUAAAGCAUAACUAGCAUUUAUGAUCCAUUCAGAGCACUAAAGCCCUGCAAAUUUUAAAUUUGUUUUAAAAACAUUCAUUCAAACUCACUUCUGUAGAUAUUUUAAAUGCAAGGUUAAGUGCCUGUGGCCAAGUAAAUUAAUGAAAAAUAUGACUUAUAAAAAGUAUGACGUUGAUGCUUAAGAA
Eublepharis macularius is the source of this 6475-nucleotide messenger RNA. It is a transcript of the gene NUDT4, whose product is annotated as nudix hydrolase 4. The transcript has 5 exons. Gene Ontology annotation, cellular component: cytoplasm; nucleus. The coding region runs from base 398 to 943 and encodes 181 amino acids. Lineage: Eukaryota; Metazoa; Chordata; Lepidosauria; Squamata; Eublepharidae. Gene Ontology annotation, biological process: diphosphoinositol polyphosphate metabolic process; adenosine 5'-(hexahydrogen pentaphosphate) catabolic process; diadenosine pentaphosphate catabolic process. The record is from RefSeq and is a predicted model, not a curated record. Gene Ontology annotation, molecular function: bis(5'-adenosyl)-hexaphosphatase activity; bis(5'-adenosyl)-pentaphosphatase activity; endopolyphosphatase activity.